AUGAUCUAUCGUAAGUUUACACAUAAACGUUGUGAAAGUAAGGUUACGGGGGGCGAUUUAUUGGAAUCUGUUAAUCCACGUUAUAUAUCGGGUAUUGGUGAUGAACCAAAGCAAGUUCUACAACCAAUAACUGGCUAUGUUCAUGAACCACUUCUAUCAUUAGAAGAAACAUGUGAACCUCUUGUUAAUGUUGUUCCACGUUUACCAGCUCAUAUAUGGGUAGCUAAACAAAAUUCCAAAGCUCUAGAAGAUGAUCUUACACAAGAUGAAUCAGCUGCUAUUCGUCUGUAUACCAUGGAAUGGGAUCAUAUUCCUGAGCAACCACUUGCAAGCGUCUAUAUGCAUCUUAAUCGAACACUAAAAUAA
Rotaria socialis is the source of this 366-nucleotide messenger RNA. The record is from the annotation of a GenBank genome assembly. NCBI's taxonomy places the organism in Eukaryota, Metazoa, Rotifera, Eurotatoria, Philodinida, Philodinidae.